AUGUCCAACAUCAACGUUCCUGCUCUCAGCUCUUCGGAUAUCGUGCAGCUGGUCUGCCGAUACGCCCGAACCAACGUUCCGCAGAUGGGCCAGGAAGGACUGCUUGAGCACGUCCUCGGCCAGGAUGACUUCGUUGCAGCUGUCAUUGAUUGGCAGCUCAGCGAUCUGGUAAUGGACAUCUUCUGCGUCAUUGGCGCGGAGAGUUCUCAUCAGCCUUGGGUCAUGAGAAUGGUCCUGACUCCAGACUUCCUCUGGAUCAGUCUUUACGCCGUCCAACCGGACUGCCCGCUGAUGGCGACUCACCACCUCGACCACCAGACCGAGUGGUUGAGCAUCCUGCACGGCCUUCAAUCCCACCUGGGCUGUCGUCGAGGCUCUCUUAGCUUCGCAGUUCAGGAUGUGGCCGCCAAUACUCGCAUUCGGACCGAUCCCGCCCACGCCGAAACAACAACAACGAACGUCAGCAUGAUCGAUGCGCCUCCGAUUCGGCCGUGCCACCGUCGCCGCGAAAGCCUCAAUUACAGUGGGCUUCAAUCCAGGUUAGUAGCCUGGACGUCAAGGACCGCGCGAGGUGGGCUCGCAAAAAGCAGAGCAAGACAAUCUUGUGGGCUGCUGAGCGGCGGAGAUGGGUGA
Molecule: messenger RNA, 633 nt
Organism: Penicillium oxalicum
Lineage: Eukaryota; Fungi; Ascomycota; Eurotiomycetes; Eurotiales; Aspergillaceae
Exons: 2
Coding region: 1-633 (210 amino acids)
Source: RefSeq, a predicted model, not a curated record